This is a messenger RNA of Mesocricetus auratus (golden hamster), 5964 nucleotides long. It is a transcript of the gene Stx17, whose product is annotated as syntaxin 17. Gene Ontology annotation, cellular component: autophagosome membrane; endomembrane system; SNARE complex. Gene Ontology annotation, biological process: intracellular protein transport; vesicle fusion; exocytosis. Lineage: Eukaryota; Metazoa; Chordata; Mammalia; Rodentia; Cricetidae. The transcript is spliced from 10 exons. Gene Ontology annotation, molecular function: SNAP receptor activity; SNARE binding. The record is from RefSeq and is a predicted model, not a curated record. The coding region runs from base 287 to 1129 and encodes 280 amino acids.
GCGCAGUGAGAAUUGACAGCCUCGAGCGCCUAGGCGGGAGAUGUUUUUCUUUGUCCUUGACGCUCUGCGGUUCCCUAUCAUGUGCUUAGGUGCUUCUGCAUGAGAGAAGGAGGUGGCUCAGCCAGCCUUAGGAUGUCUGAGGAUGAAGAAAAGGUGAGGUUACGCCGGCUGGAACCAGCUAUCCAGAAGUUCACUAAGAUAGUGAUACCAACAGACCUGGAGAGGCUAAGGAAACACCAGAUAAACAUCGAGAAGUAUCAACGGUGCAGAAUUUGGGACAAGUUGCAUGAAGAGCACAUCAACGCAGGGCGCACUGUUCAGGAUGCAUCUAUGCAGGGGCUGUGAGUUCUCAGGGCGUCCUCCAUUUUUACCUCCUCCGCUGCUUUGUUGGUUAGCACCCAGAGGUAAACAACUGCGCUCCAAUAUCCGAGAAAUGGAAAAGCUUUGCUUGAAAGCCCACAAGGAUGAUCUGACUCUUCUGAAGAGGAUGGUCGACCCUGUUAAGGAAGCAGCAGCAGUGGCCACAGCAGAGUUUCUCCAGCUCCAUUUGGAGUCUGUUGAAGAGCUCAAGAAACAAUUCAAUGAGGAAGAAGCUUUAUUACAGCCUUCCCUGACCAGAUCCACAACCGUUGGCGGAGCACUCCCCACUGCAGAGGCCGGAGCUGCGUCUCAGAGUCUGACUCAGAUAUAUGCCUUGCCUGAGAUUCCUCGAGACCAAAAUGCUGCCGAGUCCUGGGAUAACUUAGAAGCGGAUUUAAUUGAACUUAGCCAUUUGGUCACUGAUUUCUCCCUCCUAGUGAAUUCUCAGCAGGAGAAGAUUGACAGCAUCGCAGACCACGUCAGCAGUGCCGCUGUGAAUGUGGAAGAGGGAACCAAAAACUUGGGGAAGGCUGCAAAAUACAAGCUGGCAGCCCUGCCUGUGGCAGGUGCACUCAUCGGAGGAGUGGUGGGGGGUCCCAUCGGCCUCCUCGCAGGCUUCAAAGUGGCAGGGAUUGCAGCUGCACUUGGUGGCGGGGUGUUGGGCUUCACAGGUGGAAAAUUGAUACAAAGAAGGAAACAGAAAAUGAUGGAGAAGCUCACUUCCAGCUGUCCAGAUCUCCCUAGCCAAAAUGACAAAAAAUGCAGUUAAAGCCCAUGCUUCCAGCUGGUGCCAACGCACCCGUCCUAAGAGCCCCUUACGCUGUUGAUGCCCAGCUGCUGAGCAGUGUCAGGAAGAGGUUCUCCAUCCGUGUCCAUGUGGCAUUGAACCACCAGUACUGGAUGUGUUUGUUUGCUGUUAAUGGAGAUGUUGGGGGGAUCUUGGGCUGAGGGGUGUGAUGUCUGUCAGGUCCAGUUUAAAGACUGCCAAAGAGCAAGAGUUCUGCCUGGAAAUGUGAAAACUGAACCAUAACUCUAAGAUCUACGAUGUGUAGAAAUGUAUCGGGCACAUGAGGGUCAGCGUAUUUGUAGAUGAUUUUCUCCUAUGGGGGGGACAGAAGAUGAGUUGAGGAGUCUUUCUGUCUGGUAGGGAUGUUGUUGCCUCACAAGGGGCACAGGUGAGCUACUUCUGUACUUGGGGGCCGGUUGUGCUUGGACCAUGUGUAUUUUCUGGUGACGGAAACCAAUACUAUAAAAUGGGAAGAGAAGCCCACUUUCUCUUUACAGCCUCUCCAUUGUGACAUGGGUAUCUUUCUGGUCUCCCUUGCCUCUCCAGUAAUGAGCACAGAAUCUAUGUGCUGGUCUAACCCAGCUACCAAGCCCACUUGCAGCUGGUGAUUCUGAAGGCUCUGCUUCUAAGGGGCAUUCUACCCGUGUUAUGAGGGGUUUUCUCAUAAUCUGCCCGUUUAUGUCAUUUUCCAUCUGUAGUUGUACCAAAUCUGUCAUCUCGUAAGUCGAAAAAAGAAAAUGUAAAUAUUUCCAACAUUUUUGGGCUAAGGGCAGUACAAUCAUACCAGGGGCACUUUAGGACGUCAAGGGGCUGACAUACCUGCCUCCAAGGGUCUGGGCCCCUCAGUCUUCCUGGGGGCUGAGACGGAGUUUUCUACCUCACUCUGUUACCGCUGCCCUUUCCUAGGCUGUCUCCUGUCCUUCAGCUUCACCACCACUGUCCCUCCCUGUGUUCAUGCUUAACUUCUCUCAUGUUCUAGACGGCCAAGGCCAAGGUUCAGACCCGAUGAAAGAUCUGUGGUGUUAACCCAACAGCAGCCUUGGUUCAGUCCAGCUUCAUGUCUGUCUCAAACAAGAAGAUUGGAAAUCUAGAGAAAAGGAAUUUAAGACGUCAGGCAGCCUCACUCUGCAUCCUAAUACAUUUAAGCUACCAUGUGGUUGCUGGGAAUUGAACUCAGGACCUUUGGAGGAGCAGCCAGAUGUGGUUUCCUGGAGUAAUUGUUAGUGCUCUUAACCUCUGAGCCAUCAUUCCAGCCCCUUCUAACAUGUUUGAAAUAGGAAGAAGCCACUGGUGACCUCAUUCUUCAAUCUUUCCUGAGGAGAAAGUCAACCAGAGCAUGGGUUCAAAGAUGGAAGGGUUUAUCAUUUACCUUCUUAUAAGAACUAUGUUGAUGUUUGACCUCUACUGAACUCUACCUUCCCCUCUGUGUCACAAGACCCAUCCUCCCAUGCACUAUAUCGUAUUAAAUUAUUGGGAAGUAUCAAGUUUUUGUUAUCUGUUGAUUUAAGACUUUAAUACCCCCAAAAAAAAAAAAGUACUUUGAGUACGUGUUAGCCUCUGAGCCAUUGUCUGACACUGGGAGUCAUGCAUUUGGAGUAAUUACUUUUAACUUCAUCCUUUGCUGUUUCUUGAUGCUCAAGUUGGGUAUGUCAAACCUGAGCAGGAGGCAGAAGUCAUCCAGAUUCUUUUAAAUUUGUUUUGUUUUUCAAGAUGGUUUCUCCUAUGUAGCCCUGACUGUCCUGGAACUCACUCUGUAGACCAGGUCGUCCUUGAACUCAGAGUCCACCUGCCUCUACCUUGGAGUUCCGGGUUCUAAGGUGUGUGCCUCUACCACCUGACUAAAACAAGAUUCUUGAACCUCCAUCAUGGGUAAUUCUGACCCAGCCAGUCCAGCCUGCGUAGCUGGAAUUAUAAGAAUAAGCAAUGAUGUUCCAUUGUCUAAUCUGUGUUUCACUUCAUCUUCCUCAUCGCUCAGUGCUCAUUCUGUCAACCCCAAAGGGGCACUCAGUCAGUGUGCCAUAAUAGCCUCAGCACAAAGGGUUAAAAGAUGGGAUGAGGCUUGUAAAAUUCACAUCUUGUGGAUUUUACAUUUUUACUGAGCCACUGUGGGAACUGUUGGCAUACUCAUGAACUGUCAGUAUUGGGGUUUUGACUCUACCCAUCUAAAUGCUUAAGGACGUUACAGUCUUCUUUAAAAUUUUAUGCUUUAAAGUUAUUUAAAAAUUGUACCUCAUUUCCCCACAAUUGAACCAAAUAGCCAACUUUCUGUGGAAAUUGAUUAGAGGUGUUUAAUCAACUAUAAAUGAUAUAAAGUACUUAAAAGUAUAAAUUAGUCAAUAUGACACAGAGUGAUCUUAAAAUUGAACUUAAUAUGCCCCAUAGUGUCAAGUUAAAUUUAUCUUCUCUAUGAUUCAUGUCUUAUUUUUAUUUCAACCAGUUAAAAAGGACCACUUUAAUUAAGGUAGUAAAAUUUGUAGAGACUCAUUUCAGUAAUGGCAGCAUUCCCAAAGACUUUUUUAAUGUUAUAGUCUGAGAAUUUCUCUGAAAUGCUGGUGUAACCCACAGUGAAGCAUGUAUUAAAACUGAAUAUAUAUAUAUGAUAAAUGUUUAUCAUUAUGUGUAAUAAAUUUUGAUGUUUUGGUUUUCAGCCCCCAAACACUCUUAGUCUACAAAUAGGUUGCCACCCUGAGUUUUCAGAAAAUAUCUUUUCCUAGAGAAGAACUGGUGCUCCCCAUGCAGUUAGCUAGGCAUUUCACCAGGCAUCUACGGAGAGGGUACCUGGGCCUCAGAAGGAUUAAGUGAUGUGCAGUUGUUCAGUGGCACUGGGUAUGUCGGUGCUCAGUCUUUCUCUGAUACGCUGUGUGGCAUCUCCCAAAGCCUGUGACCAUAAGGCCAGCCGUGGACAGCCCAUACUGCUCAUUUCCUUCUUUGUCUUCUGGUGCCUCAUCGGUGUCCACAGCCUGCUCUUAACUGUGGCCACGGCAGAACACAGCACUGCACUUCCUCACCUUUGAAAUGAAGAGCACUACCCUGCCCCACCCUCUACACACUGGGAUAUGUCGUAGACUGUGAUCAUUGUUUAAAGUGGUUUAUAAAAUUAAACAUUAGUACUCUAAAAGCAGAUCUCUCAUAGCUUUUAGAAUCAAUUAAACAUUAUCCUUUAAAUGGUGCCUCUUGGAAGCCAUGCACACUCUGUGGGAUGCUGGGGACACUUAGGCUAUUUCUGAACAUCUGCUUUUGGAUUUGCCACCAAAGAAUAGCACAUCAAAUGAGAAAAGCCACAGGCUGUUUUCCAUACCUUGUGACCCCGCUCUCUUCCCGUCUCAAUCCUGUGUCUUUUGUUGGUUUAACUGUCCUGCCUCACACACAGAAACCAGGGCAACGUGCCUAGGAAGUGAGCAUGCUGAAGCUGCCUAGAGCUGGCCACACUUCUGGAGCAAGGACUGGGGUUACCCUGAAACUUCCACGUUGCCACAAAUGUCCUCCUGCCUGUCUGCCUCUCAUGUUCUGUUUCCUGCAGCAUGAGAACAGGGUGCUGAUAACACCUACUGUUCACAAGAAGUUUUGAGGCUGAACUACAGAUACCUGACACAGUACUUCCUUCCAGUAAAGCCCAGAAGCCAGACCACCCUUUGAGUUGUUAGUAAGCAAAGGCAUUUCUGAGAAGAGCCCCAGAAACCCUUCACUCAUAGAUAGCACAUGGUCUCUGGGCAGAGGAGGGAAAGCCUUGUCUAGGUCCUCCUUGUCCAUGCAAUGCUUCCUCACUACACUAGAGUGUGGCUGUGCUGCCCAUGUGCUUACAGGUAUCUGAUGACAUUCUCAAGUAGUUGGAGGUCUAUGGGGCAAGAGUGCUUCCUUCCUUACCCAGUCAUAAAACUGUGUGUGCAGAGUUUGUUGUUCUUGUGUUCUGAAGUAGGGCUUUACUGGCAGCCUAGACUGGCUUUGAAUUUACAAUCUUCCCGCUGUAUUCACCCAAGUGUUGGAUUUGUAAGCAUCUGACUCUGUUUUAUAACUGUUACUAACUCUUGUGUUCCUAACAAAUGGUUCUAUUUGGGUUCAUCAUUUAGACACCCUUUCACUAAGAAACUUCUUGAGUGCUAUAAAUAAUAAGAGAGUUAUGUAUCUGCAUUGCUACCUUAAAGAAAUUAGUUUGUGGCAAUAAUACACCUGUGCCAUAUUAACCAAAUAAAUAUGUUGAAAUAAAAACAUAAAAAAUGCCAAAAACUUGCUCAAGAUCACAAAGCUACUUGUAAGAUCUAAGAGAAUGAUCUGGAGGGGAGAGAGGGGGAAUCCAUGUGUUACUAAGUUUUUGCUAUGCCAUGUCAAGUUGCAAGCUGAAGAUUGGGUCUCCGCACAAUUUCAGUGGUUCGAAUCAGGCAAAAUGGAAAGAAAUGUUCUUGGGGGAAUUAGAUGCAAUUUCUCAACCUUCCAAACUGUCAGUCUCACCGCAUGUGCCUUUGUAGCCAAAGCACAAGGAUCCCACGUUACAGCGAGUGGAGAUCCAUCAGUUCCUGCCAGCGCCUUGCAUGACUUGUUUCACCAAGACAUUCAAUAGUUUGCUUUUCACACACACUUCUCAUCUGUUUGAGAUUUCCCUCUUAAUGUUAAUUACUGAACUGUGUUACUUAGGUUUCAUUAACUGAACCCCUUAAAGCAGUUUCCCACAUUAUUGAACUGUAGGUGUUGGUGAAGUAAGGACAAGGAAAGUCAAGAAUUUCUGCAAAAUUAAGUUCUUCCUAAAUUGACUUGUCAUUUACUAUGUUGCUGAGUGGUGCUUGAAUAAGGAAAUAUGCAAUAAAAUUCACCAAUUUAACAAA